AUGCUGUCUCUCGUUCUUCUCAGCGUCCUAGCUCAAGGGCUGGCAGCCAGCCCCGUCAACAACACCUUCCCUUUCCGCCAACAAUGCCUUUCUUUUGCCAACGCUACCACCAUUGCCGGAGCUGCUUCUGUCUCGACAGAGUUUGUCGCGGCGGGAACAACGCUGGAAUUUCCCAACGCUGAUGCUAGCUGUGGUCGCCCCUCCCAGACCGUGUCAGCGGAUCUAUGCCGUCUUACAGCUCAGAUCGCCACUUCGAAUCGCUCCGGCCUUAAGUUCGAGGCCUGGCUUCCCCAGAACUGGACUGGCCGCUUUCUCAGCACUGGCAAUGGUGGCCUUGGUGGUUGUAUUCAGUAUGAGGAUCUUGACUACGCUAGCUCCUUGGGCUUUGCUGCUGUCGCUACCAACAAUGGCCAUGACGGCGCGAGUGGCGCUUCAUUUUUGAACAAUCCCGACGUGAUCGAGGAUUUUGCCUACCGAGCGCUCCACACGGGCGUCGUCGUUGGGAAAGAUGUCAGCAAGUCGUUCUACGGAAAGGCUCACACGAAGAGCUAUUACCUGGGCUGCUCAACCGGUGGCCGUCAGGGCAUGAAGGAAGCACAAGCAUUCCCCGAGGACUUUGACGGAAUUGUCGCUGGGGCACCCGCGUUCUCUUUCAACAACCUUACAUCGUGGUCCUGCCACUUCCUCCCCCUCACUGGACUUGAAGGAGCCGACACCUUCAUCCCGAUGACGAUGUGGCCCACAAUCCAUGACGACAUUCUUAAGCAGUGCGACGACCUCGAUGGCGUUGCCGACGGCAUCCUGGAAUCGCCUGACUUAUGCGACUACAAGCCGGAUGGUCUGCUCUGCGAGGGAUCCAACUCAACAGACUGCCUUACUCAAAAGCAAAUCGAAACCCUACGUGCUAUCUAUUCGCCCCUUCUUGAUGCCGUAGGUAGCCUGGUCUACCCUCGCAUGCAGCCCGGCGCCGAGCUCACGGGUGCUCCGCAAACCUACUUCACCGGUCAGCCUUUCGGCGCCGCGGACUGGUUCAAAUACGCCAUCUUCAACGACUCCAACUGGGAUCCCAUCACCCUCAAGCCCGAGGACUACGUUACUUCCUCCACAUUGAACCUCUUCAACAUCGAGACGUUUGACGGUGAUCUCUCUCCCUUCCAGAAACGGGGUGGUAAGCUCCUGCAUUACCACGGUCUGGUCGACGGGACCAUUUCGAGCGACAACUCCCCCAGGUACUAUGAGCACGUUUCGAAGACCAUGGGCCUUGAGCCUGCAGCCCUUGAUGAGUUCUAUCGCUUCUUCCGGAUCUCAGGCAUGGCCCACUGCGGCGGCGGCCCAGGUGCCACCUUCAUCGGCAACCAGGCACAGAGUAAUGCAGGCCUUGACCCGGAGCAGAAUGUCCUAAUGGCAAUUGUCCGCUGGGUGGAAGAGGGGGUCGCUCCGGAGGCUAUUUUGGGUACUGCGUUUGUCAAUGGCACGCAGAGUGCAGGCGUUGACUUCAAGCGUAGACACUGCAGAUGGCCCCGUCGAAACGUUUUCCAAGGCGGAGACUACAAGGACGAAAACUCAUGGGCCUGCGUUGAGUAA
Molecule: messenger RNA, 1584 nt
Organism: Colletotrichum chrysophilum
Lineage: Eukaryota; Fungi; Ascomycota; Sordariomycetes; Glomerellales; Glomerellaceae
Exons: 1
Coding region: 1-1584 (527 amino acids)
Source: RefSeq, a predicted model, not a curated record